AUGUCUGUGCCGUAUACUGUGAUUGCGAAAUACCCGUACACCCCGUCGGCCGAGAACGCCUCAGACGACCUCGCGUUCAGUGCCGGCCAGCUCAUAACCGUCACCGAGGAGGUCGACGCCGAUUGGCUGUUUGGAACCAGCAAGACAGGUGGCGAGCUGGUGUCGGGGUACUUCCCCAGGAACUUCGUCGAGAGGCAGGCUGAGGACGAGCCAGAGUCGGUCGGGACGGCAGACACCGUGCCGGAUGCCCGUGCCGAGACACAAUCGCCAGCGGAACGUCAGGUGGAGCCUCCGGUGGAACCCCCCGUCGCACAGCCUUCAGUGUCCGAUCCGGUGCCCCAGUCUGUCGCCCAAGCCACUCCUGAUCCUUUGUCGCUGAGAAGCGAGACAGCAGAGCCCGUUCAGUCAGCACAGCCCCAGUCGACCAUCGAGCACGGCACGUCCGACUUCAAACACAAGCUGCAGAGCUUCAACAUCAGCUCUGCUCCUCCGAUGCCGGGGCAGGCCGUUGCCGAUCCCAACUUUGCGAAAAAACCGUUUGUUGCCGCUAGUCCGCACUCCACGUACGUUUCUCCAGUUGAGAGGCGGGAGAGCAGGAGCGACGAGCGGCGUGUUUCGUCAGGCUCGGCCACUGUGCCGCUUCCAGCGCAGCCGGCGGCCGACGAGCCUGCAAACGCAGAGGAGGACGCUCCGCGCAUGACCUUGAAGGAGCGGCUGCGGCUGCUGGAGGAGAGACAGAGAGAGGAACAGGCUGCUGCCGAGGCGCUGAUGAAGCGCAGGGAGGAGAAGAAGAAGAAGAAGGAAAUGCAGAGGGAGGAGGAGCCGGCUGAGGAGAACGAGGAGACAGAAGAGGAAGAGCAGCAUGAGGAGACCGAACAGGAGAGGCAGGCACAAGACGAGGAGGACGAGGAGGACGAGGAGGAGGUGAAAAGACGCCAGCUUCGUGAGCGAAUGGCCAAGCUUUCUGGCGGAAUGGGCAUGAUUGGAAUGAUGGGGUUCGGUGCUCCUAUGCCGGCCAAGGAAAAGAAAGUCAAGGAGUCCAAGCAGAGCGACGGCGAGGCUGCUACUCCUGUUCAGGGCCCGGUCCCUGUCCUGCCUAUUAAGCCAGAACCGCAAGAGGCGGCGACUGCCGCCCCAGAAAGCGCUGGCGACGAGUCCGAGGAGUCUGGCGACCACGAGUCUGUCGACCUCACGAAACAGCCAGACGUCGGCGACGAGGAGGACCUGCCUACCGAGCUCGAGGAGCCGAAACAGCUCCCGUCCGCGGCCGACCCAGUGCGGUCGCCUCCGCCGCCAAUUCCGACCUCGCCAGCCGUGCCUCAGCCGCCUACCGUCACGACGUUGCCGGCCUCCUUCUACGCGGCAGAGCCUGCACAGCCACCACAGCCACAGGACCUCGAGUCGGAGUCUGACGACGAGUACAAGUCGGCCUCGUCGGCGUCGCCAACGCUUCCCGUCUCGUCACCUGUGGCCACUGUUCCGCCUAUACCUGCUGUUCCUCCAUCGCCGCCGGCGCCGGCCGUUGCAGACGCUCCCAGAGCUCCGACCUCGACUGCCCCCCCUCUGCCACCAGUGCCAGCUGUGCCUCCUGUUCCACCUCCAAUGUCGGACUCCAGUGAAGAGGUUGUGACCGGAUACGAGGCCGACGACGAUACAGACAUUGCACAGGCCGACAAGCCGGUCGACUCGCCGGUGAGACCGGCCCACGCCGUUGCUCCUCCUCCGCCAAUCACCAAGGCCCCUACCGCGCCCCUGCCCCCAAAGACGACCCCUGCCGUUCCAGCUGCGCGUCCGCCACCGCCAAUUCCUACCUCGCCACUGACACAGACAGUUCCACGCGCAUUUACGUCGUCGUCCGUCCAGCCAAACGAGCGCAAAGUGUCUGGUAGCAGGACGUCUGCGUCUCACGCACCGCCACCUCCGCCGCCAGUCGCGGCUCAGGUGCAGACAGACAACACGGGCUCGACCGCGCACUCGGGCUACCGGUCGAGUAUGGAGAUCAGCGACUACGGCUCCUCGUCCAAGUGGUGGCUGACUAAGAGUCUCCCGGCAGAACUUUCUGCCAAAGAUGUUUAUUACGAGGUGGACAGUCACGAAAUCAAAAAGAGAAACGGCAAGACAGUCGUCUACCUGGACUAUUACGUUGUCAACCAGGACUACUCGACAAAGAUAUGGGAGCUGUCGUACGACGCUGCCAACCCAGACAAACUGGCCACCUUUGUCGAGACUGUGAGAGAAAAACCGGCAACCAACACCUCCUACCUUCUUGAAGCGUCGAGAAAAUACGGUGCAGUGGCGUUCCAGCUCUCGUCGUCGGUCGUUGGUAGUUCUAAAGUCCAGGAAGAUUUGGUUUCAUGGGUGUUCAAACAACUGCCCCACGACGUGAUGCCUGCUGUUGGAUCCAAAACGUUUGGUGCCACCAUCUACAGGAACACAAACAACGUCGAGAUCAACCAGCUCGACGAGAUCCGUCCGGGCGACGUGCUAGUCGUUUUGAAAGGACGGUUCGAGGGCCACUCUUCGGGACCAUUCCACAAAAACAAGACUGCCGAGCUGGGCUUCAACGGUAGACCGUACGCGGCGAUCGUGGCCGGUUUCGACCCUUCCAAGAGCAAGAUCAAGGUGAUUGAGCAGUCUACCAAGGGCGUGCAAUCGGGCUCGUACAAAUUGGGAGACUUCAAGUCCGGCAAGAUAAGAAUUUUCAGAAUCGUGGGCAGAAAGUAUUUUGGAUGGUAG
Molecule: messenger RNA, 2736 nt
Organism: Ogataea angusta
Lineage: Eukaryota; Fungi; Ascomycota; Pichiomycetes; Pichiales; Pichiaceae
Exons: 1
Coding region: 1-2736 (911 amino acids)
Molecular function (GO): protein binding
Source: RefSeq, a predicted model, not a curated record